GGCAAGCAACCAUGACGUUUGUAUGGUGGCGCCAUCUUUUCGGCUCGUGCACGACGUCCAUAUUGUAUUCUGGUUAGUACGUCUGCGAAGUAUCAGUAAAUUAGCACUUGAUUUCGUCACAAAGGUACUCGUAUCAUGCCGAAGAAUAAGGGAAAGGGAGGUAAAAACAGGAGGAGAGGGAAGAACGAGAAUGAGACCGAAAAGAGAGAGCUCGUCUUCAAAGAGGAUGGUCAAGAGUAUGCCCAGGUGAUCAAGAUGCUUGGGAACGGCAGGUUAGAAGCCAUGUGCUUCGACGGCAUGAAAAGACUCUGCCACAUCCGAGGAAAACUGAGAAAAAAAGUAUGGAUAAAUCAGGGAGACAUCAUCUUGGUUGGUUUGAGAGACUACCAAGAUGCCAAGGCGGAUGUCAUCCUCAAGUACAACCCAGACGAAGCAAGAAACCUCAAGUCCUACGGCGAGCUUCCCGAGCACGCCAAAAUCAACGACACUGUCAACUUUGGCGAGGAAGAAGAGGACGACAACAUUGAGUUCGACGAAGUCAGCGGGGACGAAGACAUCGAAGGGAUUUAAGUCAUCGCUGUGGGCGCAUUGGAUGGUGUCAACGUAUCAGACUGUACCGGCAGUGUUAUUUGUAACAAAUCAAUCAAGGCUUCAAGUUCCAAGUGUUCUGCCAGCAAAAUUUAUCUUCUUUUUGUUCCCCAGUUGUUUGUUAAAUCAAACUAAUUAAAGGUAAUAAACCAUAUUUAUUCCUUUGUAUUUGGUUCAGAAAUAUGCACUGGGCGUGUCUGCAUGACUGGAGAGAACGACUCUUGGGGAGCAGUGCUAACUCUUUGAGGAAGGAGAAUGGACUAUGUGCUUUUAAGGUGUUUACUGAAAUUAGUACAUAAAUAACAACAUGCAAAUGCGACGUUUUAAAUGUAUGCAUAGUUCGAAAUUGCUUUUUUCAGUUGAUCACAUUCAAGGUGUGAUGGAUGUAAGGGGUAAAUUUGUGAUACGUUGCUUUUUCCAAGUGGCAUGUCUUGUUCCCUCUGGGGUUGAUACCAUGAAGUGUGGUUGGGUGUAAACAAACUAAUUUCAACGCUACUGCUGUUGAUGGAAAUGGCACUGAGGUAGUGUGUGAUAUGAAUUCACUGAUUUGUUUUGCUCACCUUGAAUGCAAUUUCCCUAUUCUGCUGUUUUGUUCUUUUUAAAGCUUACCAUUUGGCAAUUUGCUAGCAUGUUUCUACGAAAGGAAUUUGCGGAUUGUGGCCGAAAUGAAAUGUGUAGUAUCUAUCUCAUACCCGUGCCUCACGGGCAACUCUAAUGCCAUUUACAACGAAUGACAUUUGAGCGGACGGCCAAUCAGCGCGCGACACUCCGGGCGUGGCGCAUUCAACGUGCGACAGGUUGCGAGCUGAUUCGCCGUUCACACAAAUGCCAUUUGUUGUAAAUGGCAUUCGAGUUGCCUGUGUGGCACGGGUAUAAGCUUGUGCAACUGAAUGACAUACAUACUUCGUUGUUUGUAGUCUUGGCUGUAAAUUUUGAACAUUUUGGUUUGUCUUGUAUGCCAUGAAAGUGAACCUUGCAGCAACCCUGAAACUAAUUUGCUGUAAAAAGGUGAUUAUUUGCCAGUAAUAAAGUUCUUUUUCCCCCAUA
Messenger RNA from Ixodes scapularis (black-legged tick), 1635 nucleotides. It is a transcript of the gene eIF1A, whose product is annotated as eukaryotic translation initiation factor 1A, X-chromosomal. Lineage: Eukaryota; Metazoa; Arthropoda; Arachnida; Ixodida; Ixodidae. Gene Ontology annotation, cellular component: cytoplasm. Bases 136 to 570 code for a protein of 144 amino acids. Gene Ontology annotation, molecular function: RNA binding; translation initiation factor activity. The record is from RefSeq and is a predicted model, not a curated record. The transcript has 6 exons. Gene Ontology annotation, biological process: translational initiation.